AUGACAACAGAAUGGGUCAAGCAACCGGUGGUGGGGGGCAGAGAGAGGGCUGUUGUCAUUGGCAUAAGGGUCAUCAUAGAGGUUAUUAUUUGGGUCAUCAACUGGACUGCCCCCAGCACUGGUGAAAUGAGGAGGGGGUGGAGGGAGCUGAGAGUCUUGGAGAGGGGGCUGAGGGUUUGGGGGAAGGAGCUGAGGGGUUGGUUAUGUCAAGUUGGUUCAGUGGAGGGAGCUGAGAGUCUUGGAGAGGGGGCUGAGGGUUUGGGAGAGGGAGCUGAGGAGUCAGUUGAAGGAGGCAAGGGGUUGGUUGAAGGAGGCAAGGGGUCAGUUGAAGGAGAAAUCCACAGUGUGGCUGACUCCCAGCUGGGAGGUGAAAAUUUUGGCACUGCACGUUGCAUGAGUGAUGGAGUUCAUAGUGGUAUUGGUGUUGUUGUUAGGGGAGUGAAAGUUGAUGGAGUUCAUAGUGGUAUUGGUGUUGUUGUUAGGGGAAUGAAAGUUGAUGAUGUUUGUGGAAUGUUGAUUUUCAGGGAGGUGAUAGAUGAAGGCGCAUUGGAACCAGUUGCCAGUGGUAGCAUCCAGGGAGGGCAGCACAGCUGGGAUGGUAGCUUGGUCACUGUCAUCCACAAUGAGUGA
Molecule: messenger RNA, 630 nt
Organism: Suillus subaureus
Lineage: Eukaryota; Fungi; Basidiomycota; Agaricomycetes; Boletales; Suillaceae
Exons: 4
Coding region: 1-630 (209 amino acids)
Source: RefSeq, a predicted model, not a curated record